CACAGAGCAACAAACACCUUAUUCUUCUCUCAGAACUUGCUUUCGGUUAACCCAUAGCAAUAGCACGAGAUGAUAGCCACAUCAUCAUUACUUACAUUCAACCAGAAGAUUAUGCAGCGUUGCAGGAAACUCCUGAUCAGACUCACCAGUAGCCGUCCCAAACGCCAUUACCGGCAUUUGAAACUUAACAAGCCUUCUUCUUCGUCAUCAUCAUCUUCUGGGAAGAAAGCCACCAGAGUAGUGUCUUCGUUCUUCCUUGCCUUCCAAAAGAAGAAGCAGAAGAAGGAGAAGAUGAAACGGCUUAACGAACUCAGGAGUUUCUCCGAUUCCGUCAGUGAUAAGAAGGCCGAAUCAAGAAAAAAGGCGUUCCCAUCUAGUCUCACAACGUCUUGCAUUGGUCAAGGGAAGAAGGCUCAUUCACAAAAAGUCUCACAAGAUCUUGAUGCACCUAGAGACAGCACAAGCGCAUUCCUGCCGUGACUAGGCGAGAAGAUCAUCUGUAUUUUGCUUUUCAACUUGAUAUGUGAUGUGGACGUUGUAGAAUCUCAAUGUCAAAUAGUUUUUACACUAAGACUAAGACUCUCUCUAAGAAUGUAUCAUGAAUCCAAAUUAAAUUCUUUGUAGUGCAUAUCUUAAUAAGAUUUGAUGUAUAUGAUUCAAAAAUAUAUAUAUGAAAGAAGACAUUGAAUUGGAACCAGAAAUGAUUGUAGUACAAGAAUCCAGAUAAUUUUCAGAACGAAAGAGAAGAUAGACAUCAAUUGUUUUUGUAUACAUCUAUCCCUAAAAGCACGGACCAAUGGCUUCAUUCCAAUCCCCACAACCUUGCUGGCAUAAUCAAAACUAACCAGGUGAAGAAUAUCCUUGGAUCAGCUCUCUGCAAAAUCUCUCUUGUAUGAUAUGA
Brassica napus (rape) is the source of this 901-nucleotide messenger RNA. RefSeq lists its product as uncharacterized. Lineage: Eukaryota; Viridiplantae; Streptophyta; Magnoliopsida; Brassicales; Brassicaceae. The transcript has a single exon. The record is from RefSeq and is a predicted model, not a curated record. The coding region runs from base 70 to 480 and encodes 136 amino acids.